AUGGUCUGCAUGUGGACUGCAGACACUGUGUGGGAUACUAGCACGGUCAUCUUCUGGCCUAGGGUGAACUUGCUUGCCUCUUGGAUGUUCACUGCUACAACAGCUCUGAGGCACCCUGACCACCCCUUGGCUGCUGUAUCUAGCGGUUUGGAGAAGUUGGCAACUGCCCUCUGUUCUAGUUCUGCUCCCCAGGGUGCUAGCGAGGAAAAGGAGCCCUCUCCUAGGAAGAUCCCAGCUCCGUCGCUCAGCAGCGCGGCCGCCGGCCCCGAGCCGCCGGGGCCCGGGGUGGGUGGGGAUGCCUGGCCCGGGACGGUCGGGCGGCGCUCGGGGGCCGGGUCUGGCCCCGGGCCGAGCGCUGACGGCCGCGUGUCGCCCGCAGGGCAGGCGCAGGAGGCCUUGCAGGAGCUGUACCGGCUGGGUUCACUGCUGGGGCGCGGCAGCUUCGGCAGCAUCUUCUCGGGGACCCGGCUCACGAACGGCGUCCCGGUGGCCAUCAAAUGCGUGCCGCGGGAUCGCAUCCAUCGCUGGGGUGAGCUGCCCAACGGCGCCCGUGCACCCCUGGAGAUCGUGCUGCUCGACAAGGUGUCCACUGGGUUCUGUGGAAUGAUUCAGCUCCUGGAGUGGUUUGAGCUCCCCAGCUGCUUCUUGUUGGUACUGGAGCAUCCGGAGCGAUGUCAGGACCUCUUUCAUUUCAUCAUGGCUCGGGGGUUCCUGCCGGAGGAGGAGGCGCGGGGGCUGUUUCGCCAGGUGCUGGAGGCCGUGCAGCACUGCAGCAGCUGUGGGGUCCUGCACAGGGACAUCAAACCUGGCAACAUCCUCAUCGACCUGGCCACCGGGCAGGUCAAACUGAUUGACUUUGGCUGUGGCACCUUCGUCCAGGACACAGUCUACACCCAAUUCGCAGGAACACCAUCCUACAGCCCCCCAGAAUGGACCCACCUCAAAUGCUACCACAGCAAGGCAGCAGCGAUCUGGUCCCUGGGUAUCCUGCUGUACCAGAUGGUCUGCGGGAAGCACCUGUUCAGGAGGGGCCAGGACAUCAUCUGGAGCCAGCUCAAGUUCCCACAACGGCUCUCUCAAGAGUGCCAAGAUGUUAUCAGUUGGUGUUUAUCCAUGCACUCCUUGGACAGGCCAUCUUUGGAAGAUCUGUUCUAUGACCCUUGGCUGCAGGAUGUUCAUCUGCCCUAGAAGAUGGGAGAGAUUCACAGGCACCAUUUGAUCCCAGAGCCUGGAUCAAACAGCUCCACACGUCUCUUGGUAAUAAGAAGCAAAGUCCUGCCUGUACCAUGGAGCAGGGAUCAUCAGAUGGGAACAUCUGUUCUGGAGCUGAGCUGGUCUUGGAAGGAGAAACAGCCCCUGGAGAAGCUGGACCAGGUGGGGCUGCUGCAAGGACAAGCUCAAGGAUGACAAUCUCUUCCUCGACCUGGCCACUGGCAGCUGGAGGUGAUCGACUUUGAUUCUGGCACCUUCUUCAAAGACAUGAUCCAUGCCCAAUUUGCAGCCGGGCUCUGUGGAUGCUGAGGCAGCUCUGGGCUUUGCCAGGGCUUUGCUGGGCUCAGCCCUGGGCACAGCUGGGCCUGCUCUGCCCUCACAUGGCUCUGACAGCUUUGCAUCAGACGAGCCCGUUCUGAGCACUCCACCUGAGCUUUCUGCUUUUGCAGGUGAGGGAGACUCUCCUGCAGGCCAAGACAUUUCAGUUAGGGACACACGCCCAGUUGGCAAGAACCCAAAUUCUCCACUGUCCCAGCUGAAUGCCUGGAUCUCCACAGGAUGUUUUGUCUGCCCCACUCUUCAUUCCUUUUUGGCUGGAAUGGUGCAGUUGCACUUUCUUCCUCCUCUAGAAGUGCCAUGAGUGGCAAAACCUGGCGAGUGGGCCGUGUUCCUAAGGCAGUGCAGUCUGGAGCUGAUGGAUGGAGAAUUGCCCUUUUGCCCUUCCAAAGCAGAGCAAAAAGCUGAAACUUGUCCUAACAAAGGAGUGUCCUUUGCUCCUGGUUCCCAUGUGGAACAGCUCCCUUCCUGCUGACUGAGCUGUUCAGGGAGAGCCCAGCAGCUCCAGGCCCUGCAGGGCAGAGGCUUUUCCCUGUUGCUGGGCACAGACUGAUGGAGCAGCACUGCUGAACACGGGGACACAUGGAGGGACCAGGAGCAGCUGCCUUUGUCCACCUGGAGCUCCAAGGCCCAAACUCUGAGCAGACAGGGCUGGAAGAGACUCACAGGCUCCCUGGUUGCUGUGCUGCCCCACUUGUGCCCGGCCCAGCUGUGUGUGGGGCAGAGGGAGAACAAGGGGCAACUCCCUCUCAACCCCCAGCCCAGGGACCCCUCUGGCCCCGGGGCUUGGGGCACUGUCAGCACCCACUGCUCCAGCCACUGCUUCUGCUGGCACUGACAGCAACACCCAAAUUGUGGCUGAUCCCGAGGGAGCAGCAGCAGUGCCUGGAUCUGAUCCCUGACUCUGGGGCAGGGCUGGACAAAUGCCCCCACAGCAGCAGCAGCACAUGGACCUGACUUUCAGCACAGCCCCUGGCACUCUUCCCUCCCAUGUGCAGGGGUGUCACAGCAGCCUGGAGCACCUGGGAGCCCCCAGUGCCAGCAGGAGCUGGAGAUGACAGCCCUGGGCUCCUGGAGCUUGUGCAGGGAACAGAGGUGGGGACUCCCUGUCCAUGUGGAGCUUCCAGAUGGAAAAGGCUGCUGUGCGCGGGCAGCUCCAAGGACAGAGAAAGGAAGGGCUGAUACCCUUGAUCUGUGCCAGUUCCACAGUCCUGGGCAGCAGCCACCGAGCACAGGGGGAACAGAGGGCAGAGCAAGAGGGACAAAACCAGCCAAGGUCAGAGAGUAGGAAGAGCCAGAGCUGGGAGCAGGAGCAGCUGCUUCACUGCACUCUUGGAGGAAGCUCUUGGCUGGUUCAAAGUGCUGAAAGGUGUGAAGGGCACAGGAGGCCACACCAAACAACACUCCUCGUUCCAUACCCUCCCCUCUCAGUGUCCCAGAAGGAAUUGGAUGAAGUGUGUUCUUCUGAGUUGUCUCGUUCAGGGUAGCAGCUCGGCACCAGGAGCUAAAGGAGCUGAAGCCUCAGGCCUCAAGAGCUGACCAAGAGGGGACUUUUGGACUAAAGUAAUGCUGCUAACAUGGGCCUAGCUGAAUGUAGCAGAUGGAAUCCUGGAAUUACAAAGUCCUUUCUGUUGGGAAAGACCUCUGAGCUCACCCAGUCCUGCUGUUCACCCAGCACUGCCAAGCCCAGCACUAAAUCACAUCCCUGAAGCCUGGACAAGAGGCCCUGACUGAAGCCUGGACAACAGGCCCUGAGCCAAAGGUGAUCUCUGGAUGAACCUUCCGACCAAAUGUUCUAUUUUUAUCUGCUCAUUAAUGAAAUAUGCAUGGUCAUUAGCACUGUGAUAGAUGUAUGCACUCAGUGAAAUAUGGAAUGACCUUUCUGUAUUUAGAAGCUGAGCUAGGCCAUUGAAUCCAACAUCUGGCCUUGUUUGGGACUGUAUGGUCAAAGCCAACUCCCUUGGUUCCUCCUUGAGCUCUAGCCAGGCUUUGGGAGGAGCCCAAGAGGAGGAUGAAACCAGAUGCUCCUGCACUAGAAGAGCUGUCGGUUUGUUUAUUCAGCACUGUCAAAGCUGGGCCCUCUCCCAGCAGGGCUGGAAGCCUCACCUGUGGCCGGAGGCACCUGCAGGAAUUCCCAGUGUCCGGGAGUGGCUCUGCAGUCCUUGGCUGUGCCAGCAUCCCCCAGCUGAUGUGUGGGUCUGGGUGAUGAUAAAGCCUGGGGGUAACUGAUGAUGGAUCAUUCUUAAUCACUGUGGGCAGUCUUUGGUAGUGAUGGUUGGGUGCAUUGCUGAGCUUCUCCUUUUGUGAUUCUUUGCUGCUUUGAACUUUAGAAAAUUACACUGAUUCCUUCAGUUGGUGUCUGUGUCUUUGGUGCUGACCCUGCCCACUGGUAGAACCAAAUUGGCAUAGUCUGGCUGGAUUACAACAAAAUGUCACUUUUUAAAUGUCAGUGCAAGGAAUCAGUCCUAUCUGAAAUUUCUGGAUGCAAAACCCUUCCCUAGAGUUCGCUGUCUCUGGAGUGGGCUGAGGUCCGAGCACCAUGUGAGCAGUGGAGCAGUCAGUUAAAAGAGGCUGAACCACUGGAAUGGUUCACAUGCAUCCAAAAAUUGCAUAAGGAAAAAGGAAAAGAACUUGUGGGUUUGGGAUGAUGAGGAUGGAUUUUGUUAACAGCAUAUUGGAAACAGCACCAACAGAAAGAACAAUUUUUGUUGGAACACUCCCACAUGGAGCCACAGAAGAAGUUUUAAUCUUGAGAUUGAAUUUCUUUGUGCUAGUGAAAUAAUAAUGAUUUAAUAUUAUACAUAUUUAUCUAUUAAAUAUAAUCAAAUAAUAUUUUAAUUUGUAGAUAAAGUAAAUAAUAAUAAUAUGAAAUAAUGCUGACAAUACUAAUAUGUUAGCUUUGGUUGCUCAGGGAUGUAACACUGAAUGCCCUACAGAAAAGCAUUAGCAAGGAUAUAAAGGUCACUGGUAAACUUUGUGAGAUUUUUUAUAUUGAAUAAAGGAGGAAGGGAUGAAAUUGGCUGUU
Catharus ustulatus (Swainson's thrush) is the source of this 4573-nucleotide messenger RNA. Its product is annotated as serine/threonine-protein kinase pim-1-like. Gene Ontology annotation, molecular function: protein serine/threonine kinase activity; ATP binding. NCBI's taxonomy places the organism in Eukaryota, Metazoa, Chordata, Aves, Passeriformes, Turdidae. The coding region runs from base 1 to 1188 and encodes 395 amino acids. The record is from RefSeq and is a predicted model, not a curated record. Gene Ontology annotation, biological process: protein autophosphorylation. The transcript has 11 exons. Gene Ontology annotation, cellular component: cytoplasm.